AUGCGCCACGGCCAUUGGAAUGGCUGGAACUUCUUUGUGUGCUGGCUCGUCUCGCUGGGCCAGCUCGCCUGCGGAUAUCCAUCCUCUGGUAUCAGCAUCACUCUGGGUACCGGCUCAUUCCUGACGUACAUGGGCAUUGUGAACGCCGAAACAGGUGCUCUGAGUUCGGAUGGAAAUGCCCUGAUUGGAGCUGUGUCGGGCGUGUACUUUGCAGGCGCAUGUUUCGGUGUUGUUCUAGCUGGCUUCAUUACGGACCGCUUUGGCAGGAAGCCCUCGUUUAUUGUUUCCGCUACGGUCUUGACUCUGGGUACAGCCUUGGAGACCGGUAGUCGAAACAUCGCCAUGUUCAUCGUCGCUCGAUUCAUUACGGGCUUUGGGGCUUGGGGGUUCCAGGUCACCACACCUCUAUUCGUCUCCGAGCUGGCUCCGCCUGAUCUUCGAGGCCUGAUGUCGGGCAUGAAUGGCAUCCACGUCGGCGUGGGAUAUACCAUUGCAGCAUGCAUCGGCCUAGGAUUCUACACGAUCGAUGACAAUCCGUCGAUGCAGUGGAGGGCUCCGAUCGGAAUCGGCAUAUUCUUUGCUCUCCUCAUGAUCGUCGUGUGCUUGAUUGUGCCCGAAUCGCCCCGGUUCCUCCUGCUGAAGGGCCGAGUCGAAGAGGCCAAGAAGAUCGUGUUUGACCUGCACAAGAUGAAGAACGAUCCAGACCAAGUAUUCGCCCGCGAAGAGUUCUAUCAGAUGGCCCAGCAAGCAGAGCAUGAGAAGAAGAACGAGGUUUCCUUGAUUACCCUCCUUACCCAUCGAAAAUACCGCAAGCGCAUGUCUGCCACCAUGGCGUACGCCUUUAUUGGCCAGAGCACUGGCGUUUUGGUGCUCAACAACUACGGUCCCCUCAUCUACAAGACCCUCGGCUACGACACAUACCAUCAAUUCAUCUUUCAGUGUGGCUGGCUUAGCGUCGCCAUUGUAUUCAACAUCGUGGGCGCACUGCUAAUUGACUCAGUCGGGCGGAAACCGCUUCUGAUGAUAGGCACCGGCGGAGCAUGCGCCAGCCUCAUCAUCGAGGCCGCCAUGGUAGCCACCUAUGUCGAAGGCCCUUCUGCCGGCACCAAUAAGGCCGGGCUCAAAAUGGGCGUCGCAGCAGCGUAUAUCUUCCUCGCGUUCUUUUCCGUCGGCGUCGAUGUUGCUGGUAUCACCUUUUUCGCCGAGGCAUUCCCCAACAAUGCUCGAGCAAAAGGAGUCGCUUGCAUUAUCUUCGUCAUAGCAAUCACUGACCUGGUGUACCUCGAGGUUGCUCCAACUGCAUUCGCCAACAUCGGCUGGAAAUACUACCUCAUCUUCAUCAUCAUCUCGGGCCUGGGCGUCUUUGUCAUCUACUUCCUGAUCCCCGAGACCAAGGGCGUGCCCCUGGAGGAGAUGGCCAAGGUGUUUGGCGAAAAAGACGAGGUCCAGGUCUUUGCCGAAGACAUUCACAUUGACCAGAACACCCACCGGCUCGUGGUCGAGGACCACAACACCCACGAAAUCCAGGAGAUUAUCGGCGACGACGGCACAGUAGCCACGACGGGUCGAGACGCCGACGUGCUCAGGGAUGAAAAAGCCCAUCGCGUUCACGCUGAACAUGCCUGA
Messenger RNA from Fonsecaea nubica, 1626 nucleotides. RefSeq lists its product as hypothetical. Gene Ontology annotation, molecular function: carbohydrate:proton symporter activity. Bases 1 to 1626 code for a protein of 541 amino acids. Gene Ontology annotation, biological process: carbohydrate transport; transmembrane transport. Gene Ontology annotation, cellular component: membrane. The record is from RefSeq and is a predicted model, not a curated record. Lineage: Eukaryota; Fungi; Ascomycota; Eurotiomycetes; Chaetothyriales; Herpotrichiellaceae. The transcript has 5 exons.